AUGCCCUUAUCCAGGCCGCGAAAGGAUAUUGUUCCUCGAAAGGGCCACGUUGUCCAAGUGGACCGAGAACAGAUAUAUCGGGCAACCCAGCAUCAUCACGAAUACACGUACAAUGGAACCACCCUGACCGGACUGGUCAAGUUCGAUGACUGUACCGACUAUGGGAUCAGCGAAGACGCCGAGCAGGCUCUGUUGAAGAUCGAGGUAGAAAGACUGGCCGAGGCGGCUGAGAAUGAAGGGCCAUGUCUCUUCGACGCGCACGGGCUAUUGAAGCCCACCAGCGAGGAGCUGGCUCAUCUAGCCGAUCAGAUCUCCUGCAACAUGGAAAUCAUCCGCCUGGACAACGCGCGAAUUUCCUUGGAACAUUGCGAGGGCGACAGUGACGGAAGCGCCGAGGUCUUUCGCACGGCCCGUCGAAGACUGCGUGGCCAUUUCAAGCAUGAACAGACCCAGGUGCGAGGGGCCGAACCCAAGAUCCUGCAUCCACCAGAUCGGAAUCUGGUUCUCUAUUUCGCCCUGGUUGAUUACAUCACGGCCUGCAUCGCUCGACUGCUGGUGCGCACGGCGGACAGCGCGUACUGGGACUGUCACACCCUCUCGAUCCUUGCUUCGUUUGCCGUCAAGUUGAAGGUGCUCUCGCAUGACCCAGCCCGGUAUGCCAACUUCAGCAUCGACACGGCCGAACACGCGAUAGAGCAGUUGAGCCAAGGGCUUGCUUCGAGGCAGGCCAUGUUCAUCAAGAUCCGUGUAGACUCGAGUGAUGCGAAGGCCUCUGACCUCAAAGAUGUGGACACGCUCGAUUCCGAAACCGAUGUGAGCACCCGCUACUACGAGGAGAAGACGUACUUCCGCAGUCAUGUGCACAGCCUGGUGAAGUACACCAUGGACAACCUGGCCCAGGACAAAGACAACCGAUCGUCGUCCGGAUGCUUCGAGAUCUGUUCGCUGAUCUAUCGCUGUGGUAUUGAUGGAGCUCUGAGCACACUGACGAGUAAUCGCCUGGGAGAGAUUGCCGCCUCGUCCGAUCCGUUCCGGCUGAAGUGCACCUUUACCGCCCUGGAGCUGACCAUGAGAAAUCUCUACCGGUUGAAGGCGGACAUAGAUGCCGCGGGGCCCCUGACCAGAGAACGGUGA
This is a messenger RNA of Capronia epimyces CBS 606.96, 1134 nucleotides long. RefSeq lists its product as uncharacterized. Bases 1 to 1134 code for a protein of 377 amino acids. The transcript has a single exon. The record is from RefSeq and is a predicted model, not a curated record. NCBI's taxonomy places the organism in Eukaryota, Fungi, Ascomycota, Eurotiomycetes, Chaetothyriales, Herpotrichiellaceae.